Messenger RNA from Emiliania huxleyi CCMP1516, 860 nucleotides. RefSeq lists its product as hypothetical. The record is from RefSeq and is a predicted model, not a curated record. Gene Ontology annotation, molecular function: acyltransferase activity, transferring groups other than amino-acyl groups. The coding region runs from base 121 to 654 and encodes 177 amino acids. Lineage: Eukaryota; Haptophyta; Isochrysidales; Noelaerhabdaceae. The transcript has a single exon.
UCCAAACAGCAACCCCGAACCGAGCUUGGUCGGGCUCACGGCCGAUUCCAACCGAGCUUGGUCGGGCUCACGGCCGAUUCCAACCGAGCUUGGUCGGGCUCACGGCCGAUUCCUAGGUCGAUGCUCGCUGUGCUCUCUGCAACCUCCCUUGCGCCCUCCCGCAGCCGCAGCGUGACCGUGAAAUCCUCGCCCUGGCCAGAGCGUCCGGGAGGAGGCCGGCUGCACAGCUGGCUCGCCGCAACCAUAGACGACGAGUCUGCUCAGGAUGUCGGGCACUGCGGCCUCGAGAUCCUUUCCUGUGGCCCUGACGGACUCCUCGGUGGCGGCGAGCGCUGGCCGUACAUCCGGCCUCGGGCCAUUCUCAGCGGCACGCUCACCGUCUCUCCCAAAUACCGACGGCAGGGAGUGGCACAGAGGCUCCUCACAGAGGCGGAGAGGAAGGCUCGCUGGCUAGGAGUGGACGAGAUGCUGCUCAUGGUGAACCAGAAGAACGCUGCCGCCCUCAAGCUGUACACUAAACUAGGCUACGCGCCAAAGCCCGUGCUGGCUGAGCAUGGAGGGCAGGUGUGCAUGUCGAAACAUCUCUACUAUCCCACCGUGCACAAUCAGCGAUCGAUGCUGCCCUUGCGACGCCUUGAGGUCACCGCCGCGUGAGCUCCUGCCGUCCUCCGCGGACACCAGUGCGUCUGAGCCCACUUGCGUGUGCUCUUGCACCCACUCGGCUUCGCAACACCCACACACGUAGAGAGGUAGAAGCCGAGCCAGUUGCGACCCACUAGGCUAAAAACAAACCUCGCUGUAGCUCACCUAGUCGCGCUCACCGCGCGCCGCGUUGUCUGAAAUAUUUCGCGAAUUCAAAA